UAAUUAGUACAUAACUAAUUUUUCAUUUUUAUAGCAGCCAAAGAAGCCGAAAGCCAAACCAUCUGAAAUCGGAAACAAAAGAAAGGUAUGGCCCCAAUGCUAUCCAAAAGCCUCGUCCUCCGCCGCUCUAUUCUCGACCACUGCCCAUCCUUUCUUCGCCACUUUUCAUCAAAGGCCGAGCUGUUUGAAAUCGACCUAGACUCUGCUUCUUCAUCAGCAUCCGCCAUUAACAAAAUGGAGGAAAUCGUCCAUAACAUAAUUGUCCAGAAGUCUACCCCUGAUUGGCUCCCUUUCCUCCCAGGCUCCUCCUUCUGGGUCCCUCUUCCUCGCCAUGGUUCCAAGCGAGUUUCUGAUUUUAUUGAGCAAUUGACCAAUCAGCUCACUCACGACGAGUAUCUCUCUCUCACCACUGGCCGCGGCUGGCCCUGCAUAUCCUUUUUCGACGGAGACGUAGCAAGCAUGGAUGUGAAGGUGAAAUUUCCAGAGCAGGAGGAGGGGGAAGUUAAGGUAGAGGUUUUGAUUCAUUCAGGCGACAAAUCUUCUUAAAAUGUGGACGCUGAUGAUUUGGAUAAUUUCCAUCUCUCGACAUACUUCCUCUCAUCAUAUGCAGGCUUGCUUACUUUUCACAUCUAUUUCGUAAUGGGAGAGGCUACUCAAUGAAAUGCAAGUGAAAUGCUGUACAGAUGCAAUUCUGUAGUUUUUGGGAUGGAGAUUUUGAUGUUCCUGCUUCUGCUUUGUUAGCUUAAUUCUACUCUGAAGUUGCUGAUGCUUGGACUGAUUACUGAUGUUUACUGUACAUUUGCAUCAAUCACUGACUGGAUGAUUAGUCUCUUUUAGCUUUUGAAGUUAUUUAAAAUAAAAUUUCGUGGCUCAUGGAUUUGUUGUUUUUUUAGGCUUUUACAUUUUGUCUUUGAUCAUCUUCAUAACAAUUUAAUAUCUGUCUGUCAUAGACUGAAAUGCCCUGGCAUUGUCAAGGAUUAACCCAAGCUUUUGUCCACCUUUAGAUAUCUCUCCUCAGUCCUGACCCAUAUUCAGCAUGUAAUCGUAAUCCAUUAGGAUGAGAAUUAAGAAUGGAAGAUAAGUACUCAGUAGCUCAUGAAUUUUUCUUCAUAGAUUUGCAUCUACAGUGCACUGAUAAAAUGUUACAGGGGGUUUCUCGGAUUGAAUGGUUCAUCAUCGCAGUUCAAUCGUUUAAACCAAUUGGAAAUUGAUUGAGAAAUGCUUUAGAUCUUAAAGCAUAACAUCACUGUUUAUUGAUCAUGGUUCAAAUUGACAGCUUUACGUUAAAAAAAAAAAAUGAAUGGCUGCAGUUAGUAUUAACUCUACUAAA
This is a messenger RNA of Durio zibethinus, 1330 nucleotides long. RefSeq lists its product as uncharacterized. Lineage: Eukaryota; Viridiplantae; Streptophyta; Magnoliopsida; Malvales; Malvaceae. The record is from RefSeq and is a predicted model, not a curated record.